Molecule: messenger RNA, 1764 nt
Organism: Hibiscus syriacus
Lineage: Eukaryota; Viridiplantae; Streptophyta; Magnoliopsida; Malvales; Malvaceae
Product: probable LRR receptor-like serine/threonine-protein kinase At1g05700
Biological process (GO): protein phosphorylation
Molecular function (GO): ATP binding; protein kinase activity; protein binding
Source: RefSeq, a predicted model, not a curated record
AUGUUUAACUGGGAACCAGCAGAUCCUACUGCAAAAUAUUAUGUUUACAUGCACUUUGCAGAGCUCGAAAAGCUGAAGAAAAACGAGAUCAGAGAAUUCAACGUAUCUCAAAAUGGUGAACUUUUGUAUGGUCCUAUUGUUCCUGAUUACUUAUAUACGAAAACCUUGUAUACCACAGUUCCGGUCAGCGGAAACUACAUCGAGUAUUGGCUGGAAAGGACUAAUAGAACAACGCAUCCGCCGAUCCUCAAUGCUCUUGAAAUUUUUAUGGUUAAAGAUUUCCCAGAGUCACAAACAGACCCAGAAGAUGUUGAUGCAAUAACGGAUAUCAAGUCAAUAUAUGGAGUGAAGAGAAACUAGAAAGGAGAUCCUUGUGCACCUAAAACUUACUCAUGGGAUGGCCUUAAUUGCAGUUAUGACGGCUCCGGUCCUCACCGAAUUAUAUCUUUAAACUUGUCUUCGAGCAAAUUGACUGGAAAGAUCUCUGCUUCGAUAUCUAAGCUUGCAAUGCUGCAACAUUUGGAUUUGUCAAACAAUAGCUUUAGAGAUGUACCUGAUUUUCUAUCACAUAUGCCGCUCUUGAGCAUCUUAAACUUGGAAGGAAACAAGCUUUCAGGUUCACUUCCAGUUGCACUCAUGGAGAGAUCAAACAAUGGAUCACUAUUACUAAGUGUCGGAGAAAAUCCAGACCUAUGUCUGACAGCUUCAUGCCAAAGGAAGGAGAAGCAUAAGAACAAGCUUGUUGUUCCACUUGCAGCAUCGGCUAUUGUGAUUUUUGUGAUCUUAGCCGCAUUAGCUGCAUUUUGGAGCCUUCGAAGAAGAAAACAAGAAGUGAGUGCUGAGGAUCAGAACAAGGGUGGAACAACAUUGGAGUCAAUAAAUCGAAAAUUUACAUAUUCCAAGGUCCUAAAAAUUACCGACAACUUUGUGACUGUUCUUGGGAGAGGUGGAUUUGGAACAGUGUUCCUUGGCUGCUUGGAUAAUACUCAAGUAGCGGUGAAGAUGCUAUCUAAAUCAUCAGUCCAAGGCUCGAAGGAGUUUCACGCAGAGGUCAAACUCCUAAUGAGAGUGCAUCAUGCCAACCUAACUAACCUUGUUGGGUAUUGCAAUGAAGGCAGCCAUAUGGGACUUAUCUAUGAGUACAUGGCUAAUGGAAACUUAAAGCAGCAUCUUUCAGGUCUUUGUAAGAGAACAUCACACGCCCAAUUUUGGGAAGAAAGGCUUCGGAUAGCAGUCGAUGCAGCUCAAGGAUUGGAGUAUGGAUCUAAUCCACCCAUUGUUCACAGAGAUGUGAAAUCGGCAAACAUCUUGUUGAAUGAAAAAUUCCAAGCCAAAUUAGCUGAUUUUGGCUUGUCAAGGGCUUUUCCAGCUGAAGGUGGCACUCAUGUCUCAACAAUUGUUGCUGGCACCCCUAUAUGCUUGGAAUGCAGAUACCUAACAACCAACAGGUUAAACGAGAAAAGUGACGUGUUUAGCUUUGGGGUUGUUCUAUUGGAGAUAUUUACAAGCAGGCCAGUGAUCACCAUAUGGAACGAUGAAGCCACUCACAUUAGUCAAUGGGUUAGUUCCUUGUUGGCAAAAGGGGACAUCAAGGGCAUCGUUGAUCCAAGGUUGGGUGGAAAUUUCGAGAUCAAUUCUGCAUGGAAAGUUGUGGAAUUAGCAUUGGGGUGUGCGUGUCGCAACUCAACCGAUAGGCCAACCAUGAGCGAAGUGGUGAUGGAAUUGAAGGAGUGUUUGAAAAGAGAGGUGGCUCGCAACAGGUGA